Ictalurus punctatus (channel catfish) is the source of this 5353-nucleotide messenger RNA. RefSeq names its product homeodomain interacting protein kinase 1a (gene hipk1a). The record is from RefSeq and is a predicted model, not a curated record. Gene Ontology annotation, cellular component: cytoplasm; PML body; nucleus. NCBI's taxonomy places the organism in Eukaryota, Metazoa, Chordata, Actinopteri, Siluriformes, Ictaluridae. Gene Ontology annotation, biological process: peptidyl-serine phosphorylation; peptidyl-threonine phosphorylation; intrinsic apoptotic signaling pathway in response to DNA damage by p53 class mediator. The transcript is spliced from 17 exons. The coding region runs from base 413 to 3802 and encodes 1129 amino acids. Gene Ontology annotation, molecular function: protein serine/threonine kinase activity; ATP binding; protein tyrosine kinase activity.
UGUUUGAGCUCUGUUCUAAAGAAAGUAAUUAAACAGCAAGCACAAUGACCUGUAAGCACAGGGCUGGGUGUCAAACCGCGGACUAGUCGACUAAGUAGGUGGCAUAUUGAUGCGUGUACGUUUGCGGCAUCACGCACUACGUAGGCACAAUGUUUAGUGUAGUGGAGAGUGGAUUGGGCGCGGUUCUUCCUGGUGGUUUGUGUUGUGUGAGGGGCUACAGCGGGCCGGUUCACAGUGGGAAAGGAUGCCUCUGAGGCCGUGUUUACGUCGGAAAAAUGCAGCUCUACUCUGUGUGUCAUCGGUUAAAGUCAGACGAGAUGGAUUUUGCGGAUAAUAACGUUAUCGAGUUAUUUUGGGAAAUGAGGCCUAGCAGGGCGAAGAGUCGGGCUUGAGGAAAUUGGUGUAAUCAGCUAUGGCCUCACAACUCCAGGCGUUCUCCUCCCCCUCGGUUUCCUCCAGUGGUCUUUCACGCUCAAAGAAGCUCAAGCUGGAGAAGCCUGCAUGGGAUGGCGAAAACAGUUAUGGUUUGCAGAGCCCGGGACAAUCCGGAACGUCCUCGCCCUCAGCUCCGGAUUUCAACUCCAAUUAUGGCUCUAACGGCCUCGGCAUUCCUUCUUCCAACGCCGGCCGCGAGCACACGGUCGUACGAGCAGCCGACAGCACCGGCAGCGUCCCUGGGCCUUCCUCCUCCUCAUCUUCCUCCUCCUCGUCCUCAUCGACGUUGUCAGGACACCGGGGCAAAGACGCUUACCAAAAGCAGAGCGGUGUGAAGAGGAAGAGCGAGGAGGUGGAGAGCAGCGACAGCGUGCAGAUCCUGGAAGAGCUCUCUGCCCCUGUGCUGUCCAACCGGGCUGGCGGAGCAGGAGGAGGAGGAGGCACCACUACGGCACAGUCUAUCACUCACUCCACCUCCACAGCCAAGAGCAGCAACUCUCACAGUGAGGGCGACUACCAGCUGGUGCAGCACGAGAUCCUCUGCUCCGUCUCCAACAGCUACGAGGUGCUGGAGUUCCUUGGACGCGGCACCUUCGGACAGGUCGCCAAGUGCUGGAAGCGCGGCACCAACGAGAUCGUGGCCAUCAAGAUCCUCAAAAACCAUCCGUCUUACGCUCGACAGGGUCAAAUCGAGGUGAGCAUCCUGAGCCGGUUGAGCACGGAAAACGCCGACGAGUUCAACUUCGUGCGCUCGUAUGAGUGCUUUCAGCACAAGAACCACACGUGCCUGGUGUUCGAGAUGCUGGAGCAGAACCUGUAUGACUUCCUGAAGCACAGCAAGUUCAGCCCGCUGAUGCUGAAGUGCAUCCGGCCCGUCCUGCAGCAGGUGGCCACCGCGCUGAUGAAGCUCAAGAGCCUGGGUCUGAUCCACGCCGACCUCAAACCCGAGAACAUCAUGCUGGUGGACCCCAUCAGGCAGCCGUACCGGGUCAAGGUCAUCGACUUCGGCUCGGCCAGCCACGUCUCGAAGGCUGUGUGUUCAACCUACCUGCAGUCCAGAUACUACCGAGCUCCUGAGAUCAUCCUGGGCCUGCCGUUCUGCGAGGCCAUCGACAUGUGGUCUCUGGGCUGCGUCAUCGCCGAACUCUUCCUCGGCUGGCCACUUUAUCCCGGCGCCUCCGAGUACGAUCAGAUCCGUUACAUCUCGCAAACACAAGGUUUACCAGCGGAGUACCUCCUGAGCGCGGGAACAAAGACUAGCCGGUUCUUCCACAGAGGACCAGAUGCCAGCUACCCUCUGUGGAGGCUCAAGACGCCGGCAGAGCACGAGUCGGAGCUUGGCGCCAAGUCCAAAGAGGCUCGGAAGUAUAUCUUCAACUGCCUUGAUGACAUGAUGCAGGUUAACAUGACGAAUCUAGAAGGCACGGACGUUUUGGCGGAGAAGGCGGACAGGCGGGAGUUUAUCGACUUGCUAAAGAAGAUGCUCGCUCUUGACGCAGAUAAACGGAUCACCCCGACGAAGACCCUUAACCACUCGUUUGUAACCAUGACCCAUCUUCUGCACUUUCCCCACAGCGCACAUGUAAAGUCCUGUUUCCAAAAUAUGGAGAUCUGUAAACGCCGAUGCACCGCCUUCGACAACAACAAGAACCUCUUCAGCAACAGCAGCGGGCCGAGUGCAGCCACCAACCUCACCGUGACCUUCAGCAGCCAGCUCAGUCAGCACAGUCAGCAGAUGGCGCCCUCUGGUGGCCAGUCUCUGUCUCUGAGCAGCAACGUUCCUCUGCUCAACUACCAGCCGGGUCUGUACCAGCAGGCCACCAUCAACAUCCCGGGUCUGACCCAGCAGAGCGUCCCACUGCAGACCAGACACACGCAGCUGUGCACUCAGACUGAACCCUUCCAGCAGACCCUCAUCGUCUGCCCACCCACUAUACAAGCAGGACUUCAGCCUUCCAGUAAGCACUCGGGAUAUCCAGUGCGGAUGGACAACUCUGUCCCCAUGGUCCCCCAGAACCAGUCCGCUCAGUCCCUGCACAUCCAGCCCAGCAUGCUGACACAGGGCUCCUGCACACCACUGAUGGUCGCUGCCCUGCACCCCCCUGCAGCAGGAGUGCCCCCCCUGUACCCACUGCCCCUAGCAUUGAGCCGUUCGUCUGCGAUAGCAGGGCACCUGAAGCCGAGCACAGCCAUGCUGCAGGGCUGGCCUGCGGGCACACAGCAGAUCCUCAUCCCGUCGGCAUGGCAACAGAUGCCAGGCAUGGCCAUCCAUGGCACCGGUCAGCCUGUCCUUGCUGACUCUCCUAUGAGUUCUCUGUUGGCUGAUGGAUCGAGUCAGUCCAGUGCCAGUUGGAGGGGGCGACAUGGCGGCCAGUGUGAUGUCGCACAGCAGGAUGCUGCACAGGGAUGCCACAUGACCUCACAGACUCUCAACUCCGGCGCAGCCAACAGUCGGGCACAGCAGAGCGGGGUCAAGAGGUCAAAAGUGCGCCAUGCAGAGAGCAGAGACGGGCCCACGUCCUCUGCGCCGCACACCAGCGGUGACCCUUCACAGCCGAUUAUCAUUUCGGACACGCCCAGCCCAGCCGUCAGCAUCAUCACCAUUCCCAGUGACACGGAGGACGAAGACGAUGCCAAAGUCCCGCCCGCAAGUGCGAACCAGCGUGCGAACGUCAUCAGCUGCGUGACGGUGCACGACUCUCAGGACUCGGACUCGUCCACCUGCAGCCCUCUCAGUCCGAAACGCUUGCCCGAGACCAGCGGACAAGCCUCCAAGUCCCUGGCUGUAGUGAUGCCCUCGCUGAAGACUCAGACGUGGGAGGGGGCGACCAGCGAGCAAAGCAGCACAGCAUCCGUGAAAUCGAAGAAGACUUCAGCCCUCCAGUCGUCUCGCUCAGGAUUGUCCAGCAGCGAGCGGCAUCAGAGAACCGUCACCACCAAAACACAGCCUCUCAACCUGAGUCAGGUCCAGCAGCCUGUGACGUCCUCUCACGACAGGUCAGGGGGCGGAUCCCUGAGACGUCAGCCCACAUAUCCUCCCGCAGGUCCGUCGCACUCCUACAGGCUACGCGAGGCUUCGCUCUUUAGCUCCGCCCCCAACCUGUACGCCUACCCAGCCUCGGCUGCGCUGGCCUCAGUGUCGCAGGCCGUGGACCAGCUGCACAACUCCGCCGGCUCUUCCUCGUCCUCCUCCAUCAGGCACACGCGUGCCACCGGGCCUUACUCUGCCUCGCUGAGUCUGCUGCAGAAGAGCAGCGCCAUGGGGCUGAUGGGCCAAUCGGCCGCCUCGCACUGCCAACAGCAGCAGCUCCCCGGGCAGCCGUACCCCCUCAGCCAGAGGAAACUCAACCAGUACCCUUACCUGUGAGACAUGGUCACAUAGCACACCAACCUGAUUAUGGAACUUUUAAUUAUUGUAGGAUUUCUUAAUCGUUAUUUUAAUACUAGUUUUGUUUUUACAUAGUAGUAGUGUUUAUUUUAACGCAGCUUAAGUUAAACCAUAGAGUUAAAUCAGAUCGUCUGACCUAAUGUGUAGUUGACAUCAGUUUACAUUUUGUUCUCAAAACGUAACAGACGGUGUGAGUCUAUAAAAAAAUAAAUAAAUAAUAAAAAUAAUGUCAUUUAGCACUAUCAGUGCCGUUCAAAACACGUUCUCGCUUUAGUUUUCAUCAUGCUCUUAUUGAACGACGGUAAGAUGUUUUUAAUGAACUUUAACCCUAUUUGGGCGGGAUUAGUUUCUCCGGGCGACUCCCGUCAUGAUGUUUCACUCUUCUUCUCCGAAAUAAAACUCUUGCGUCCGGACAACGAUUCAAUUAAUACAGGACGAAGGAGUUUAUGUCGGGUUUUAUAUGAAAUGACGCUUUGAAUAUCGGGAACGUUAGUGGAUUGCUUACAAUUGAUAUUUAUUUAUUUAUUUUUCUCAGUAAAAUGAACAUUAUAUGAUUAAAGAUACAACUGCUCAUCAUUCUUUUCUUUUUUUUUAAAUCUUCCUAGAAGAUGCGGUGUUCGAUGAUAUUGUGUAAGAUGUGAAUCAGCCGCAUCGUGCUUUUCGGAUUUCUUAAUCGUUGAUUAAUUCAGUGUUGCAAAUGGAAAAAAAAAAUUAAAUCAAAUCGAGCACAAGAAGCAGUAAAGUCCGCGUGCCGUCGGGAUUAAAACGAUCGGGUUAGGGUAUGAUGUUCUGCGAUGUUUCAGGAGGAAGGAAAGGAAGACCGUCGUGGCCGAUCCGGAUGAACCUAAUCACGUCCAAAUAGGGUCUGUUUUGAAUUUUGUUGUUUUUUUUUGUUUGUUUUUGUUUACUGACUUCAUGUAUUAAUCAUUUUUAACUGUUUAUUUACAGGUGCCUUUGACUAUAUUAGCACUUAUUAUGUUUUAAUAUAUUUUCUAUGAGUGUUUCGUUAUGUUGCUUUUCUGUGUGUGUGUGUGUUAAUGGAUAUUGUGCUGACAGUCGCAUGUUGUUUAUGUAGAGUCCUAGGCGCUACAUAGUCAGAUGUUUUUAGGCUGCAUCAGCGAAACGAUUAACUGAGCGAGCUACGAAGAGGACGAUGACGACGCACGAAGGCGGUUCUCUGAAGCGGUGGUGUGUCGUCGGUGAUGUAGAUCGCGCUUAAAAACAACGGUUAACAUGGAUGUGUUUGCUCAUAAACUCGUGCAUUGUGUGUCGUUGAGUCCGAGUUCGCAGAGCUAAGCCUGCUUUUCACAAGCUUCUUAUUAGUGGACGUUCUGCUCUAACUAGAAGAUGGUGAUUUCGGUGCUUUUAGGCUGAUCAUGUGUUCGUUUAGAAUAGAUCAAAUCUUGUGCAGUUGUGGAUGUUUCUACUCUUCUAUCAGAACGUGGAGUGUAAAGUAGACCAAACUACGGUGACGUCCUGAUUAAAUAUACAUAUUGUAUAUGCACAAUAAACAUUUUCAGUGUACAUUGA